Messenger RNA from Epinephelus lanceolatus (giant grouper), 3480 nucleotides. NCBI's taxonomy places the organism in Eukaryota, Metazoa, Chordata, Actinopteri, Perciformes, Serranidae. The record is from RefSeq and is a predicted model, not a curated record.
GUCCCUGUGUGUUUUAUUUAUAUUCCCAAUCCAGCUGCUGGCUGCUGAGUACCUGUGCCAGUCUAGAAACUUCUGACAAACACCUGUAUGAGAGAAGGAAUUCUGCGUGCGCCAUCUUUACGGUAAAGCCGCUUGUUGAUCCCGCCCUCUCUGUGAUAGAAAACUCGGUGAUGUCGCUUCGUCUUUAACGAGCUUGACCCAGAACCCAGGAAAGGAGGGGAAAAGAGGGGAGAAAACACUAAAAAACGGAAUAGUCUGAAAGGGGUCGGGACAGGCUUUCCACGAGCAAGUCCAUUCCUCCCUGUUUCUGGGCUUGGUGGUUCGGUGACAUUCUACCCAUGAGCAACUAAAGCUCAACCUCUGACCUUGGUGUGAUCUCUCACCUCUACUACCAAACCACGCCCACAGGUUAAGUGUGUAUGGAGCAGUGUGAGAGCGCAGCGGCUCUGCUGGAGUCGGUCAGGGAGCAGGAGGUGCAGUUUGAACAGCUGACCCGGGCGCUGGAGGAGGAGAGGAGGAGAGUGGGCCUCCCCGCAACGAGCCCCUCGGCCCUGGGUCGCCCCCUCCCUCACACACAGAACGGGCGUUUAGGGGAUGCAGACAUAGAACGGCUGAAACUGACUGACUCAUAUAUAAACGGCACACAGUACAGAAUGGUGGACCCUGCACACGGCGCUCUCGAUGAGAGCUACACACCAGAGGACGACUCCCAGGAAGUGCACUCAGUCUUCUCUGAUGAGGGAACCGCACGGCGGCCAGACAAUGGCAUGAAGAAACCAAUCUCGCGCACAGUCCUGCCUUCUGACUCGAUGUCCAUUGAUGGGGGCUUGUCGGUGCCUGGUAUGGGUGGCUAUAGCGCCACACUGGACCGUCCUUACAGGCAGGCUGUACCAGCAGACUACCCCACGGCCACAGUGCCCAGAAACUACCACUAUGGUCCUGUGGGCUAUGAUGACUACCGGGGUGGCCCACCAUCGGAGGCAUACACUAGCCUGAGCAGGGGCUCGCACAUGGACGAACGCUACAGGCCAGUUGACGGCUACAGGACCCUGGACUCUGGCUACCGGGCCCCAAGCCGUCAGCAGCUUGACCCAUAUGCAGCACAGCCCCAGGUGAGCCGGGGGAUGAGGGCGUUGGGCUCAGCUUUGGAGAUGCGAUAUGGCCAAGGCCACUACGCUCUGGAGGAUGACCAGCGCAGUGUGGGAUAUGAUGACUAUGGCAUGGGGCCUCCACCCAUUCACCCUGGGGGCUACGGUACCAUGCCACGCCUAGGGCCUGGCCCUGCUGGUAUGGACAGACGAAGACUCAGGAGCUGUGAGGACACUUUGGAUGGUGAUGUCGGAGGAGUUGACCCUUAUGCCUGGGGUGUUCCCAUGACGAUGGAGAGGGGGAGCAUGGCUUCACUGGACAGCACACUGAGGAAGCCUCCUCCCUCUUCAUGGAGACAGCCUGAGCUGCCAGAGGUCAUCGCCAUGUUGAACUACCGUCUGGACCCUGUCAAGACCAACGCUGCCGCCUUCCUCCAGCAUCUCACAUUCAAAAACGAUAAGGUGAAGUCGGAGGUGCGUCGCCUAAAGGGCAUCCCAGCCUUGGUGUCAAUGCUGGACCACCCCAGCAAGGAGGUGCACCACUCGGCCUGUGGAGCACUAAAGAACAUUUCAUACGGGCGAGACCAAGACAACAAGAUCGCCAUCAAGAACUGCGAUGGAGUGCCUGCUCUGAUCAGGUUACUGAGAAAAACCCACGACCAGGACCUUACCGACACUAUCACAGGCACCUUGUGGAACCUUUCAUCCCACGACUCCGUAAAGAUGGAGAUUGUGGACCACGCCCUGCAUGCCCUAGCUGACGAGGUGGUCGUUCCCCGUUCUGGCUGGGAGCGAGGGAGCAACGGAGGAGAAGAGAGCUGCAAACCACGCCAUCUGGAGUGGGAGACCGCCUUGACCAACACUGCUGGCUGCCUUAGGAAUGUGAGCUCAGAACGAAGCGAGGCCAGGCGAAAGCUGAGAGAAUGCACAGGACUGGUGGAUUCACUCAUGUACAUUGUUCAAUCACAGAUCAACCGCAAAGAUGUGGAUAACAAGUUGGUGGAGAACUGUGUCUGCCUCCUGAGGAAUCUGUCCUAUCACGUUCACCGUGAAGUCCCCGGUUGCGAGCGCUAUGUAGAGGCCACGCCCCUCAACCAGGGACCGCCCCCUGCCAACAAAGGUGGCUGCUUCGGCUCUCGAAAGGGCAAAGAUGAGUGGUUUUCAAAAGGAAAGAAGGAUGGAGAGGACGGGUCUGCAGAGCAGAUCGACAUUCCAAAGAGGACAACACCUGCCAAAGGUUACGAGCUGUUGUUCCAACCAGAGGUGGUCCGUGUUUACACAUCACUGCUCAAAGAGAGCAAGAACCCCUCGGUGCUGGAGGCUGCCGCUGGUGCAAUUCAGAACCUCUGUGCUGGCAGAUGGACUUAUGGUCGGUAUAUCCGGGCUACAGUGCGUCUCGAGAAGGGUCUUCCCAUGAUGGCAGAGCUACUGGCUCAUGGCAACGACCGUGUUGUUAGAGCAAUGUCCGGAGCCUUGAGGAACCUCUCCAUCGACAACCGUAACUGCCAACUGCUCGGUUUGCAUGCAGUGCCUCACCUUGUGGCCAACCUGCCUGGAGGCCAGAGUCAGUCUGGGCGAGCUCUAUCAGAGGAGACAGUGGUUUCUGUACUGAGCACGCUGGCUGAGGUGCUAGGCAACAGUGUGGAGGCAGCAAAGACCCUCAGAGCCUCGCAGGGCAUUGAGAGGCUGGUGCUCAUCAACAAGGACGGCAAGCGCUCAGAGCGUGAGGUUCGGGGGGCCGGCCAGGUGCUGCAGCUCAUCUGGGCCCACAAAGAGCUGCGCAAGCCUCUUGAGAAAGACGGCUGGAAGAAGACGGACUUCAUGGUCAACCUCAACACCACCAACGGUCCGAGCACCCGAGCCAACGGCACCUAUGAAGACAGCACCACACCACUGCUAGACAGAGGAGAGAAGAGGGACAUGAUUCCACUAAAUGACCUUGGCCCGGAGGCCUACUCUACACUGGACCAGAGGGAGAGAAGACACACUCUGGACGAAACCACAGACACUUUACCGCGAGGGGUGUAUGGGGGCAGAAAGGGCUCCUUGCCCCUGUUGGACUCCUACGAUGAAAAACUGAUAGUGUGCAUCACCCAGACUGGGCCAUCCCUGCCCUACCACUGCUACUGAGGAGAGAAGAUCCAGAUGCACAGACUCUCUCCCCCUCCCGUCUCCCCUCCCCUCCCCUCCUCUCCUCUCCCUCUCUAUCACCACACAGAUGGGAUUACAAGAUGAGGGUUAGCAUCCAAAGAAAGUGGCCAUGUUGCAGGCAAAAUGUUUCAUGCAACACACACACUUACAGAUACAUACACACCUACUUUUUACAACUUCAUUCAAUUGUAGCAGCAGAAAUAUAUUCAGUUUUUAAAUUAUAACUUUCCUGUAAAGGCAA